This is a messenger RNA of Nelumbo nucifera (sacred lotus), 1356 nucleotides long. RefSeq names its product organic solute transporter ostalpha protein (DUF300). NCBI's taxonomy places the organism in Eukaryota, Viridiplantae, Streptophyta, Magnoliopsida, Proteales, Nelumbonaceae. The record is from RefSeq and is a predicted model, not a curated record.
UUUCAUUGCAGCGUAGAGAGCAACAUAUUAAUUAUCAUGAGCGAGCAACUAAGCCAUGGCGAACAUAAUAUGCUUCUUUAUUGUCCUUUCUCAUUUAUUAUCAGACAAAUCAAUUCAUCAAUUCACUGCAUUGUCCAUUCAUUCGAUAUUGGUCAGUGAAGUGUCGAUUCCUCUGUAUCUGUUUUGACUCGGAAUUUGCAAAUAACUAACAAGUGAUGGAUUUAACUACAAUGAACCGGGGACAGAUUACUAUUUUAGGAUCUGCAUUCUGUGUAAUGCUUACAAUGCAUUUCACAAUGCAGCUUUUGACGAAGCAUCUCUUCUACUGGAAAAACCCAAAGGAGCAAAAGGCCAUUCUAAUUAUCAUUCUUAUGGCCCCCAUAUAUGCCAUUGACUCUUUUGUUGGUUUGUUAGAUGUUCGUGGAAGCAAGGCAUUUUUCAUGUUCUUGGAWUCAAUUAAGGAAUGUUAUGAGGCUCUGGUGAUUGCUAAGUUUUUGGCUUUGAUGUACAGUUAUUUGAAUAUAUCCAUUAGCAAAAACAUAGUUCCAGAUGAAAUCAAAGGAAGAGAAAUUCACCAUUCAUUUCCAAUGACCCUUUUCCAGCCACACACCAUUCGACUGAACCACCAGACGCUAAAGCUUCUUAAAUACUGGACAUGGCAGUUUGUCCUUAUCCGGCCUGUAUGCUCUGUAUUGCUGAUAGUUCUCCAAAUUCUGGGGCUGUACUCUAGUUGGGUCAGCUGGACAUUUACCAUCAUUCUCAAUAUCUCUGUUUCACUGGCUCUGUAUUCCCUUGUUGCUUUUUACCAUGUGUUUGCAAAGGAGUUGGAGCCACACAAGCCUCUUGCCAAGUUCUUGUGCAUAAAGGGGAUUGUUUUCUUCUGCUUUUGGCAGAGAGUUGUGCUUGAUAUCCUUGCUGCAAUGGGUAUCAUUAAAUCUCAUCAUUUUUGGUUAGAUGUAGAGCAAAUCGAGGAAGCCUUGCAAAAUGUCAUGGUCUGCCUGGAGAUGGUUGUUUUUUCAGUUUUGCAGCAGUAUGCAUACCCUGUCACACCAUACAGCGGAGAUAUAGCAUCAAAACUAACAUCAGACAAGAAGAACGAAUAAAUGAGCAGAAUCAAAUGCUGGUAAAAGCUUAAUGAAAUGGUGACUUCUGGAGGUUGCGUGUUUGUAGCACUGGAACUUUGGUGGUUUAUGAAUAUCCUCCAUUUUGUUGAGACAAAACACAUGUAUCUUCCUUCAUCAACGAUAGCUCAUAUGUUUUAGUUUUAUAUUUUCGUGCUGAGAUGGUCAGACUAUUGAAAUUGUUAUGGCCUUGUGUAUUUUCAUUUAGUCCUGCAACUGCUGUUUCUAGAGUAUA